AUGUCUAUGAAUAAGUACGUGGAAGAGAAUGUGUCCCAGAAAUCCUACACUACCAUCAAAUACUUCAUGAAGAUGCUGAGCAGUGUCAGUGAAACCUUGAUCUUUAUCUUCAUGGGUGUGUCCACAGUUGGACCAAACCACGAAUGGAACUGGGCCUUUGUGUGUUUCACAUUGUUCUUCUGUUUGGCAUGGCGUGCAAUGGGUGUAUUUGUCCUGACUCAGAUAAUUAAUAGAUUCCGCACAAUAACACUGACUACAAAAGACCAGUUCAUUAUUGCAUACGGAGGGCUUCGAGGUGCAAUAUGUUUUUCACUAGUCUUCCUCCUCCCUGAUUCUGCUGCUUUUCCAAGAAAGAAACUCUUUAUCACUGCAGUAAUUGUGGUGAUUUUUUUCACAGUUUUUAUACAGGGCAUUACUAUUCGUCCACUGGUUGAAUUUUUAAAUGUGAAGAAGGCAAAUAUAAAGCAGCAGAUGAUCAGUGAUGAAAUCCAUAGCCGGUUUUUGGAUCACAUAAAGGCAGGCCUUGAGGAUGUAUGUGGUCACUGGGGACACAACUACUGCAAAGACAAGUUUAAGCAGUUUGAUCAAAAAUAUCUGCGCAGACUACUGGUACGAGAAAAUGAGCCAAAAUCAAGCAUUGUGUCAUUAUAUAAAAAACUAGAAAUUAAACAAGCCAUUGAGAUGGCGGAAUCUGGCUUGAGUAGGGACCCAUCUUUAUCAUCAUUGGGAACAUAUGAAAAAAAUAAAGUGCAAGCUCUUUCUCCAUCUGAAGUUAAUGAAAUGCGAGAUGUCUUGUCA
This is a messenger RNA of Staurois parvus, 798 nucleotides long. The record is from the annotation of a GenBank genome assembly. Lineage: Eukaryota; Metazoa; Chordata; Amphibia; Anura; Ranidae.